GGCGCGGCGACUCCAGGGCGGGCGCGCUGCGGGCAGGGGACCACCGGUGCAGGGUGCGCCCACCUGCUGCGGCUGCUGGAGCCGGGAGUCGCGGGCCAUCCGGCUCCUCUGAGCCACCAGCCAGUGCUGAGCUGGUCGGUUUCACCUUGUAAAUUUUCCGGGCACCCAACUGUGUUUUGUCAGGUUCGGAGCCGUUCCGCUCCUAUGGGGAUGGGUGGCUGGCUAGCUAUUUACCCCCACCUCCAAACUUAGGAGACCCACCCACCUCCGCCUUCCUCCCUCCCUAAGGAAAGUGUUGGGUGUCUUCCCCCACCCCCAGCCCUGCGCGCCCCAACGCUUUCCCUUUUUGCAGCCACCCUGGUGAGUUCAGGGUGUGCGGCCUCUCUGUACAACUGGGAGCCGCCUGCUAGCUGGCGCCUGGUAUUUUCCUUGGCAACCCGCUUCCCAGCCCAACCUGGGCGGCUGCAGUUCUGAAAACACAGGAGAGGGAUACUUGGCUUAGGCUGGAGAAGGAAGGAUCUGUUUGGGAUGGUCUAGACCAGCAGGACAGGCACUGGGAAGCCCAGGUGUUUGGAGACCCAGUGCUUCCGAGUAAAGAGUGAGCCAGCUGUCACUGAACUCAGGGCCAGGCUGACUCACACAGUGACAAGAGCAAUCGAGAGUGGGAUUUGAGGCCGGCAGGGCAGGCCGGGCUGUCUGGCCCAGUGACGAGGAAGAUGGAAAAUAGGGAAUUAGUUUGAAACUUAAACUGUUGCGAACGAGGGGGGCGAAAGGGCCAGCAAAGCCAGCUGAUCUGACACGGAGCCACAUACCUUGGGGAUUAAGUAAAUAUGUACUGUGGAAACCAAGCCUGCAUGUAAUUCCAGGUUGCUUUUCUUUUGUUAAAUUCUGCCCUGAGAUUUACAAUUCCUCCGGGGUGGCUCGGACUAGGGCUGAACUUUGGAGUCUGAACUAUCAGCCAGAGCUGAUUGCCGAUUAACUCUUCCCUAGCCAGGCUGCCAGGGGCCUGUGGAGGCCGCGUGAGUGGGGGUCCAGCUGUCCAGGACUCCUUCUUCUUGGGUGGUUUGGACAGCUGCUUGACCUUGCAUUUGGAAGGGGAUUUCGGAAGUGCUUUUAACCCUUAGGCACAUGGAAAAAGAGAAAGAAAGACUGGUUCUCAGCAGUUCCCGUCCUUGAGGUGCUGCCACAUUUGGGGCCCCCAAAGUCCUUCGUAGAGGGGGAUCAGGGCAGAGGAGGGUACCUUUGGAGAGGGGUUUGGGACAGUUGCGUGUGGUUGUCAUUCCUUAGCUGUCUGCACUCUCCAGACUUUCUUCUCACUCCUCAGCUGGCCCCAGUCCUAAGCCCUUCCGCUGCGCUGGUAACCGACUACCGUAGGCAUAGGAGGAACUCAUAGUCAAUCUGGAAAAACUUGACUGACUAUAAACAAUCCUAGAUUAGAGGAAGGACAUGGUAUUGGGGACGGGUUUAACACAGCAGAAUGGAGCCUGCAGGUCCAUGCGCUGGAAGCCGUAGCCCCACCUAGCUUAGGAGAGACGCCCUCUUCCAGGGACACCCACGGCCAAUUGGGAAUACUCUUAAACCGAUGGCAGGGUUACCCAAAAUAGGAUCCACGGGGACCUGUGAAAUUUCCAGUGCCACUCAGGCUAGGCUCAGCCACUGGACCAGGCGGGAUGACCACGAGGGCUCCCUGUAGCUCAUAAUGAUCUGACCAAUUACUGGAGCUACUUUCUAAUGAGCCUUCCGCUUGCUCUCACGGUGAGGAAUUUGGAGUCUCAGCGUCUUGCCUGAGUGCCUCUCUGGGGCCAGUGAGUGGACUUUGGGAGCACUCCCAGGGCCGCAGAGUUUUGGGGUGGGGGACUUAAGGGAGAGAGCUGGCCAGCUUGGGGACACAGGUUUGAACGUGGGCGUGAGGGUGGUCCAGGAGCCUACGUGAGAGAGUUGAGGUGGGUCAGUGCCACCUGCAGGCUGAAGGGACAUCAGAGAGGCUUCUUCCCCUGGGAGAAGGAGAAGCUACCCCUUGUGCCUGGAUUCUAGUGGGACUGGAUCUUAGGAGGUGGUCCCAAGAGAGAAAGAAGGGAGCCGUAUCAGCACCUCUGCAAACAGCUGACAUGUCCAGGAGUGGGGGGGGGGGUGACAGCCCAGUUUCCCAUAAUGACCUUGAGUUGAACAGAAUUUGGCCAUACUUUUGAAUAAUAAUAAGCCUCAGGGUACUAAAGGGCCCCAAGUAAGGGCUUUCUUUAAGGAACACACAGGAUCCAAGAAUUCAGAAUUUCCUAACCAGCAAACCGCUCUUUGUACAGACAAGAGUGCCAAGGUUGCAGGGACAGGGAGAGUCACCCGCAGGGUCUUGCAGGGCAAGGCUUAUGCUAGGUCAAGCCCGCUGCCUUCCUUCAUUUUCUGUGCCCUCCUGGGACUCCUCCCCCAAACAGUCCUGCCCACCCCGCUUCCCAAAGGCUUCAGGCUCGUCAGGCUGCUCACCCACUCUCCAAAGCUUUUGAGCUUGACAUGGUUUGAACAGGAGCCUGGGAGGUGGAGGAGUUGGAAGUCUUUUCAGUGGCUCUUCCUGACUUUAGUCCGGUAGCCCCAGGAUAAGAACCCUGGGCCCUGCAGAAGCAGGCGCACUGAUGCGCAGGCCCAGUAGGGUGCAAACCGGCUUUGAGUCCUACCUACUUUGCUAUUAUUGAAUUUCCAGUCUGUAGUAGGCAUGCAGCCCUGUUCCUGGAACAUCUUCGAGGAACUAGUCCUCUGGAUGGAUUUGUGAAUCCUGCGCUCCAUGCCUUCCAUUCGGCCGGUCCCCUUCCUUCCCACAGCCUACAGUGCAGGCCCAUCAUUCCCUUGACAGUGGCCGUAGAGACUCAGCUCAGCAAAGUACUUGUGGCGUCUGGCAGGUACCUAGCCCAGCUAAGCCCGUGGGGAGCAAAGCAAAGAGAAGCAAAACCCAGAGACACCGCCAGGUGCUAAGAGCAAAGGCAGAUUGCCCCCUGUGGCCUCCGUAACAGAUUACCCAAACUGAGUGACUUAGAUAACAGGUCACAUUGUGAAAAGAAUGUUUGUUCCCUAUCGCUGAUCAUCGUGGUCUUUCUUGCUAGUCAUUUCCCAGCUCCAGGUUGGAAAAUAUGCUGUGUUGUCUUUCCAUGGGAUGACCACACCCUCUUCCAAACAGCUGUCCACCCUGAAUGUACUUCAACGGUUAACGUUUUCCCCCUGAAGCUUUCCAGAGACUGAGGGUCCCAGUUCCCUAACUAGACUGUCGAGCAAAAUUUCAUGAUUUCUGUCCUAAUGUCCGCUUGCUAGACCUAAAAAUAGUGCCUAAAUCCUCAGUCCCACCUGGCCUGACCUUCGUCUAACUGACCCACUGCUAAUUCUUCAGACUUCAUGUUCUUCUGAGAUUUUAUUUUUUCAGACCCAAGUGCACUUGUUUGUGACUUCACAGAGCCCUUUGGGUCUACUUAGAUGCUACCAGGAGUGCCCUGAAAUUUAUCAUUACAGUUAAGUCCUGUGGUUCAUUUCUGUCUUGUCAAGUGUUGAUACCAUCAUUUUGAGAAAAGUAUCUUCCCUGUAUUGAUGAGAAAGUGUCUCCUCUACCCAGGAAAGGUGUGUGAUUGUCAUAAUCACUGUAACUCCUCUCUGAAGGCACCACCUCCAAAGGGUCCCAGCAGUCCAACCUCCUUCCUCCGUACCUUGGACCAAACCAUGCCCACACCGAGAACGUCCGUUCUCCUGCUGCCUUUGCAGAUGCAAUCUAAAAAUACACAGUGAAUAUCAGACACUCAGAACAUUUCAAACAUUGUCCGGAUAAACCAUGCAAGUCAGGAAGCAAGUGAAGCCAAACGGAAACAAGAGAACUGAAUCUAUUUCGAUACAGGCACACAUUUGCACACUCAAAUGUGUGUUCAUCCACCACAGCGUUCCCUAAAAUGAAUGCUAAAUAGAAUUUGAAAUAGGCACAUGCCUGGUUUCUCAAGAGAGUGCCAAGGUACCAGAAUGGGUUAGCAAGUGAGUGGUUGGCAUCAACUUAUUCAUUCAUUUACAUAUUCACACACUGAGCAAGUUUACUGUGCAUCUACUAUGUGCCAGGCACUGUUCUGAGCACUGAGACUGGGGAAACAGCAAAAGAUAAAAAUCCUCACCCAUGUAGAACCCUGAGCAAGAAAGAGAUGAUGAAUGAGAUAAAUCCAGUGGUGUAUGAGACUGCAGCUUGUGCUGAGAAGGGAAAUAGAGCACGGAGUUCAGACAGGAGAAGGGUGGAAUUCUAGAGAGGACAGCAGGAAGGCCACACUGAAAGGGGUUUUGAGUGACGAAAGACCGCCACACAGGUCUUAGCAAGGUCACCUGGCUGCUAUGGUGGGAAGCGGGCGAGGGUGUCACACCUGGAGUGGGGAACCAGAUAAGAGGAAGCUGGCACCCAUACCCCACCCCCAGGAACCGCACACCAGGCUGCUUCGCUCCCCUGAGGGCUGUGCAAAGCUCAGGACCUCGUGUAUCACUGUUCAGGGACUUUCCUGUGUCUUCAGUCAGGUGGCAGCACGGGGCUGAGGGGCAUCCAGGUGGGCAGGUGACAGCUAUUGACCCCCUAGACUGGUGCAAGGGCUUCUGCAGGGCUACCAGGCUCGCAACUGGGCCCUGAGCUGUUCUUCCGGGAACCCACUCAGAAAUGGUGACCAGCGCUAAGGUGACAUGGCUCUGAGCAAUUGUAACCGUGUUGCUUCCCCCGCUGAUCCAGGAAGGUCAGCCUUGGAGAUGUCACAGGGAGCCACAUAGACCAGGGAACCUUAGCAUUCCUGGAGCAAUGACCAUCCCCAGAUUGAAAAAUCCGCUGGCACUUUGGGAGGAAGAGCAGACUCCAGCCAGGUGACUUUUAAUGGCAAGAAAGCUUAACUCUCCCUGAAGAUCAAAUAAAAUCCACUGCAUUUGGAUCCCGGAUGCAGUGAUGCUUUUCCAUGCUGCAUGGUCCAAGGGCUCCUGGAGCACUGUUGUCAGCACAAUCCAGACUUCGAGAGUGUCAUGGAGCAGCUGGACGGUGUCCAGGGAGUAGGCUUUGGAGGAUGAGGACUAGAACCAUGGCUUUGGUUGGGUGGCAGAUCCACAGGAGUGUCAUUGGCUGUGUAAGAGGUAGGGGACAAUAUCCACCACCCUCCUAUGCCUUGUAGGCAUGAAUCUAUUCCAGAAGGUUCUGGAAGGCUGUACCAGCCCUGUAGAGAGCUCACCAUGUAGACCUGGGGCCUGCAACAGGGACACCUUCCCGCCCUUUGGAGCUUUCUGCGAAUGAAGAGGCUGCUCUUCAAGCAAGUAAAGGGGGAGAGAUUCCUGCAUGGGGGGGUGCGUGAGGGUGACCUCCCGGGUCCCUUCCACUCCUUACAUUCUAUGAGUCAUCAGCAGCAGAAUGACAUCUACAACAGUAACCCAGACAGGGGCAGGGGGCAGGACCAACACUUAAUCAACCAGCACUUAAAAAUGAAAAGAAGGCAUUUUCAGCAUGAUCUCACCAGGGUCUCUCCGCAGUGACGUGGUUCCUUUGACCACAUUUUCCAGGGUGCUGGGAGAAGGGGAGGAGGGGGCCGGCGUGCUCACCCCCUUUAGUCUGAACUUCAGUCCCUCAGUCGUGACUCAGAGCCCCGCGGCUCCCAAGUGAUGGUUGGGGUUCUCUGGGCUUCUGUGGUACACGGGUCGUAUGUGUCACUGGCGAUGUGUCCGACUGUUGUGAUGCUUAUGACUGGGAUCGUGUACACUACCGGCAUGGUAUGUGACUCCAGUACCACACGUGGCUGUGGUGCUGUAUGAGACUGCAGCGACACACACAUCGCAGGCAACAUGCAUGACUUUGACUCCACAGGACCGCCGCGCAGUGACUUUCCCCGUUCGCUGUUUGCCGCUCCUCCAUGGCUUUGCUCAGACUUGGCUAUGACCACUUCUGAGACGCAGGCGCAGUAAGGCGCUCUAGGACACAUCUCGGGAGGCGGAGGUUGCACCCAGGAUUCCCAGCUUCGAAAACAGACCUUUCCUCACCAGGACAGAUAAUCUCAGCCAGUCCCAGCCUGCCUCUGUCAGGGUUAGGGAGAGGUCAGGAGACCAACUGUUAAAUCCCAGGCCAACGCACAGAGGACUCUGGAGGAGAGUUUGAUAAGCAGUGUGUGACUCACAGGGUGCAGGCAGGGGUGCACUUAAAUCCACUUUUACAGAAACCUUGUCAGAGCCCUGAGCAGUGGUGUUUGCAUCCAGGGCACGGAAUGCUUGCCAAAGGAUUAAGGUAGUCAAUAGCUAUCAGGGUUUACACCAAAGAGCCAGCUGAUAGGCAGGAGAACUGCACAGUUGAAUUCUUUCACUGGACAAGAGGUGUGGCAUCUUAAAGGUACAGGGACCCAGUGUUAGGGAUUCGCAAAAGUUCCCUCCAGCCCAGCCUGAGGUCACUAAGCUGGAUUCACAGAACAGACCUGAGAGCUUUGACUGGACAGAGAAGAGAGAGAGCUGUGCACAAAGGGAAAUCUUGGAAGACUUCCUAAAGGAGGUGUCCACCGAGGGGGUGGCAGUGAGUCAAUCUCUGGCUGGUGGUAGAGCUCUGCAGGGAUCUGAAGCAACUUAUGAGCCCCGUCCCAGGAAGGAUGACAGCAACACAACGUGCCUGCCCUAGAUAUCUAAGACGGCUGGGACGAAAUCCAUCAAUACCCUUCCAAGCACUUAGUGCUAACAGUGCUCAGCCUGACAGAGGCCACUGGGUCUAAGUACUGCUCUGAGAAAUGUGACCUCGAAUCCACUCUUCAGUGGCCUUUUGUCCACGCUGACAAGUGCCCCAGGGGAGGAGGGUGUAGGUCACUGUCCUCUGCCACUAUGUCCCACCCCACCAGCACCUUAGCCCCAGCAGACCGGGAGGCAGCCCUCAGCAGCGACCAAGCUUUCCAAGUGGCUGGCAGAGCACCCUAGGGCGUCCCAGAAGGAGAUGCCUCGAGGAGCUGGAGCAGGUAGAGUUUGAGGGGUCCCAGCCUCCACUUCGCUAAACCAGCUUCACUUCCGUUUUGUAGCUUAGAAUUCCAUGUCAGAUGUUUGCGUGCAUUUGAAAGCACACAUUUUUUUUUCACGGCUUUAGAAAAGGAACAAGUGAGGCUUGACAAAAACAAUUCUAGGAAGUCACUAGCUGCAGUUCCUCUCCCCGGGUAACCCCUGCCCCAGUUUGCUCAAGGGCAUCUCCUUUUGCCUCAGUCUUCAGCGCUGUACCCCAAGGUGAGGUAGCUCAUGGACUGAAAUGCCCUCUGCUACCUUGUGCCUUUGCUCUCAGGGAGGGUCCUCUACUGCCCCCCAGACCAGACAGCCCCCCACUAAGGCCUCUCUUCCACCACUACCAGCCCACAAGUUCCACCCCCGAAGUCCUCUCCCGGGAACCAAGCCCAAUGUGACUGGCCAGAAAGGACACCGAAGACCUCUGCCCACCCAUCUAUCUCCAGAGACCCAGCACUGAGAGAGUAUCCCUUGGCAAAAGCAGCCCUAAAAGCCCAGGCCAACAGGAGCCCUAAAGCCCUUGUCACAGUGGCCAAGAUCUUUGGAGUGGCAGAGGACAGCUCACCGGCCGGAGCACUGUGCAAUUCCUAGUGCAGCCAGGACUGGUAGGAUGUGGCUCCUGAUCCCAUAGAUCUUAGGGGGCCUCCCGUGGACCUGCUGUAUGAUACCAAGCAAGCGACAAUAUCUCACUUGGUGUUGGUUCCUCGUCAGAAACAUGAAGGUGUAAAAAUUUAGUGAAAUUACAUGUAUAAAGCUCCUGAUUCACUAUGCGCGCAUUUGCAAGAAAUGACUACUUCUCAUUAGGGACAGUGACAGAGGAGGGGGCAGCAGACAGCGCUCCUCCAGCCACAGCUGUGCACCUUUUGCAUAGAAGCAAAAAGCAGAGAACCCGCCCGCUGCCAUACUGGGUUCCCCCAGGAGGGGGAGAAUUCUGCCAGGCCACAGAAGCCCGGAGACUCUUGGCCCCUGACCUCUCUGGAAGUCCAUGGGAGGCUCAGAGCCUGGCAUCUUCCCUGUCGUGAUGCUGGUGACAAGAGCCACUUUCUGCAUCAGCAGGGCCGGUCCGGCCUUUCUGCCGCCUGAGCUGGGGCUGGCAGAGCCGGGCCAGGGUGGGGCUUCCUCCACCCGCUUCUCCUCAGGCCUUAGUCAUUUCCGUCUCCGGGUCCUACUGGCUCAAUUGGUCAGGGCUGAGCUGUGGUGAGGCCAAAGCCAGCGGUUACUGUGGCAACCCAUCAUGCUUUGAGGCUGCCUGUUCUUUCAGUUCUACAAAAGAUUCUGAGACCGGAGGGGACAGGAAGUGUAUUCCUCUUACUCCGGGUAUUCCCGGCACUUGGCCCAGUGUCUGUACACCGUUGGCACUUAAUAAAUGUUUCUUGCCUGAAUAAAUGCAUGAUCAACCCAUCAGAGCUGGUGAGAGCCAGCGCUUACUGAGCACCUACUACAUGGGGUGGGGCUUGUAGGCACUUUGCACACAGCAAGGCCAUUGACUGCCCACACCACCGGCCAGCACAGGGCCAUUAUCAGGUGCUAAAGACAGAGAUGCCGAGGAUCAGCAACUUAACAUCACACAGCCAGAAAGUGACUGGGCAGCAUCUGACCCCCCACCUGCUCCUCACCAGCAAUUUUUGUAGCCUCUCAAUUAACCAUCGCAGGGAGGAGAACAUAUUUAUGGCCCCAGAGAGCCUGCGCAGGCGUGUCCUUAGCGGCCAGUGUGUCUAACCGGGUCAGACAGAUGCCCGGUGUCAGCCGGUCUAGAGGUGUCCUUCACGUUGGUUCGCAGGCUCUAGGGCCCACAGGGCCCAGGUAGGGCUAAUGUCCAGCCUGGCUCCCGAGGCUCAGUGUCACCGGCCUCUGUCUCUCAGGCUCUGCUUUGUUUGCUCCCCCACUUUUACCAGACUUCUCUGCCAUGGCGCUGCUCACCAUUGCUCCUGUCUUAAAUAUCCCACUCACACCCCAGUGGACAGACAGAUCCUCUGCCCAGCGGUUCUGCCAGGAGCAGGAAUGCAGUCCCUAGCAGGGCGGAGCUCUGUUGGACUGGGCGGCUGCGGCUACAGGCUGGCCUCACAGUCAGGUGUGCGUGGCCCCUCGCCGUGCCAGGGAGUGUAAGUGGGGUGUGUGUGGAUUUCUCCUGGGGGCGCUGUGACUGGGAGUGAGGGCAUCGGGGCGGACGUCCGGCUUCAGUAACCCCAGAUGGAAACUGCCUGAAGGCCCAAGCUGCCCGUGCAGCCAGCCCAGCCCCCCAGGUCUGGCCUGCAGACUUACAAGGCCAUUUGCUGACACCCAGGGCAGCAUAGCACCAAAGGCAGCGUGAGCUCCAUUCACACGGGCAGGCGAUCCUGUCCGACAUGCCCACUGCGUCCAUCCACUCUUGCUGCUGUAUCACUGUCUUGUGGUUGCAAAGGGCAGUCUGACCUGGCCUGUCUGGGCCACUUCUCUGUCAACACAUGACAGAGCGGGCAGGGAGCUCAGGGACAGCAAGGCACAGGUUCAGGGUGGACGAGGGGCCCUGUGCUGUGAGAGGUCACUCCUCCUUGACUGGCACAUAGAGAACCUCGCCUCCAGCACCAUCCCCUGAGCCUUUGGGUUGGCGGAAGUGUGAGUGUGCACACGUGUAUGUGCAUAGGGUUUCCAUUCUUAAGGAGCCAGUGCGACCGAUGUAGCAAUUCAAGAUUCUGAGUUCAGGAGUCAGAAGCACCCAAGUCUAUACACUGGCUCUUCUGCUCAUUACUGUGUGACCCUGGACAAGUUGCUGGACCUCUCUGAUCUCUUUCCCCACCUACCCAAUGAGGAUUCAGUGAGAUAAUACAUGUAAUGUUCUGAGCACAGAAUGAGCGCUCAGCCUGUGUUGGCCGCGACAGUGAGGCUAUGUCCAGGCGUAUCUGCCCCAGCCCUGUCCUGCGCCUUCCUCAGGCAUCUCCAGGGCAUUUCUGCAAGACUGGUUUGUUUCCUCUGUUUUAAGAGUGCUGAUAGGUUAGUGUGUGAGGAGAGACUUUGGAGUGGAUACAUUCCACUGUGGGCUGCAGGCCUGGACAAGUCCCUUCCAUGAGCUGUCACUUCAAAGGACCGCUAACUUGAUGGCUUAGAAUGAUGCAGUGUUACUGUCUGACAGCUCUUGGGGUCAGAAAUCCUACUGGGGUGUCACUGGGCAAACACAACAGGGCAGCGUUCCCUUGGGAAGCUGUGGAGGAGCCUUCCAGCUCCUAGAGGUUGCCUGCAGCCCUUGGCUCAUAGCCCCUUCCUCCAUCAUCAGUCAGACAAUCUGCCAUCUGACAUUCUCCCCUUGUGACGUCUCCCUCCCAUGUUUCUGCCCCUGGCCACAUUUCAUCCCCUGUGAUUACAUCGGUCCCACCACAACACCCCAGGACCACCUCUCCAUAUUCAGGUCAGGCUAUCGGCAACUUGAAUUCCAGCUGCGGGCUUAACCGCCCCUUGCUGUGUAAGGCGCCAUAGUCGCAGGGGCUGAGGAGGAGAGCAUGACCUCUCAGGGGCCUGUGAUCCUGCUGACCCUUCCCCAAGCCUUGGUUUUCUCAUCUAUACGGUGGUGGUGUUGGUCCCAGCAGAGACCUGGGGGUGAUUUCUUGAGAUGGCUGAGCGCGCUGGCCAAGGAUAGGAAACUGUUGAUUGGAUCUGCCCUGAGCACCUGCUAGAUGCAAAACUGCCUUCCAGAUGCCAGAGGUUCCCCAAGGAUGGAAGACAUCAGCAUCCCUGCUGUAGAGCAGUUGACGAUGUAGCUGGAGCUGUAGAAAAUCAUUGGACAGAGUUUGCCUGCGGACAGAAAGAGAAACACUGUACCCUCCCCCACCCAGGGCUCUGGGUUACCCCUGCCCCAGGACUUCCUGCAGGCGAGGGGGCGGGAAGGGCACCUGGGGGUCUCUCCUAGGUCGCAGGCGCCAGGUGGGCAUUGCAUAGGUGUGGCACAGGCACCGUCUCGCUGGGCAGAUGGGCCAGCAGCCUGCAGUGGCACGGUGGUUGCAGAGGUGGCUGUAUGGGGCAGAUCGUGGUGACAGGCAGCUCUGAGCACAGGCAGGGCUUCCGGGUGGUCUUGACAUCACGGUUGUUAAUAAAAUGCUUCCCCAUUGCUAAGCACUUUCCACGGAACAAGCUGAUUUGCUCCUCAGAACCACCCUGUGAGGCACCCACUAUCACCGUUCCCAUCUUAAAAGUGCAAGGACUAAAGCUCAGAGAGGUGAACUGUUUAGCUCACAUAGCCCCGGGAUUCAGAUCCAGGCUGAGAAAGGAAGCCUGGCUCUGCGUAGGAUCAGGUCUGAGGCAAAGCAGAGAGGGGGCAGUGGAAGCGGCAGAGGGCAGAGGGAAGCACACAUGUAGAGCAGCACAGGUGAGAGAGGUCGGUUCCUCCAGGGACCUAAGAGAGUUUGUCUAGCCAGGCACAAACGCAUGUGGGGAGAGGUGAGGGCUCGGCAGUGCUGGGUGUCUGUGGGGUGGAGUUUGGAGAGCACUAGGGAGCCACUGAAGUUUCUAUAGGAUACAUGAUGAUACCACAUUAGUGAAAGGGAGAGGACCCUGCUUUUCCCAUGGAAUCCUCAGAUGGUGGAGGGGUGGGACGCUCUCUGAGGACCACUGAGAUUCACUAUCUGCAGGGGCGUGCUAGGGAAGCCCUGCCUCGCCUGGCCCUGAGCAGAGCCCCCCGCAGGUGUGUAGGCUGUGCUGACCAGGCCGUUUCCUGUUGCCAUGUCCUACUUCCCCUCAAUGCCCCAGCCGUCCAAGCUGAUAGCAUGAUGCCGGUCAGCCGGCAGAGUCAACUCCAUGGCAGCUGACCUUCGUCCUCACGGAGAUUAAGCUGAUUCCUCAUUAAUGACCUGUGGGAUACUUACCUUGGUCCAGUUUGCAAGUAAUGUAAGGCUCGUCCUUGGAGGCUGGUCCAUGAAUUAUGCCUAAUUAGCUGGAGGUCUCCCUGGGACAUGCCGGUCCCGGUGUAUUCUGGGAACGCAAGGUCUGUGACUCCGGGUCACACUGGGACAUGAAAGAGAUGCUGAGAGAGUCGCUCCAGGUAAAAGUUCACCUUUCCUUUUCCAAAAAGGCAGCUGAAUUCUCACCUCUCCAGCAGCUCCCAGAAGUGUCACCUACCAGCGUAAGCGGCCCAGCUUAGCCAGUCCUGGCCAGGCUCUUGAUGAUAACUUACAGGCCAGGUGUUUUCUGGCUCCAGAGUUUAGAGUUCAGAGAUGCCGCGCGUGGUGGCGCACACCUGUAAUCCCAGCACUCGGAAAGCUCAGCCAGGAGCACCGCCGUGAAUUUCAGGCCAGCCUGAGCUAUAGAGUGAGACCCUGUCUCAAAAACAAACAAACAAAAAACCCAGCCAGUAGUGGUGUCCACAGCAAGGUCUAGGUCAGCCCCCAGCCAAGCCCAGGGAUGUUCACAGAAGUGCGAUGCAGAGACAGGAACGGCCUUCCGUGAGGCUUCUGGUUAGGCCUGCCCCAAAUGGAUGAGUCAAAGUUAAGACAAAACGUGGGACUUUUAAGCCUUGGGCGUUUGGAGACCUGGAAUGGGGGCUGUGGGCCUCACUGUUACACCCAGAGCAGCCCCUGAGGAAAUAACUUUCGCCCUUAUAUCUAAUCUGCGUGCGUGCUAGCUGCAUUCAUGUACCGUAUCGUAAUUUCAGAAGGUGACGUAGGGCUGUAGUGACGUGAAACAGCAGUGUGAGAGACAGGGACUUCAGUAUCAGCUCCAGUGAAGAGAGCUGGGACUGGAGGGCUGAACCGCACCUCGAUGCGUUCCGGGCUCAAACGUCAGGGGUCACUUGUAGGCUCCCCACCCCCACAGGCAGGGUGGCAAGGGAACCCCAGCGGGAUCUCCUCGGACCCAGGGGACUUCACCUUGAUACUCCGUACCCCAGCUUCUCCCAGUAAACGCAGGGCCAUGUUGGCAGGCAGGGGGUGAUGGGAAGGGCUGCCCCAGGCUCUCUGAGAACCCCUGCCUUCCCCCGAGGCCGGGCCCCAGCACCUGAGGCCUCUGAGCCACCCUUGAGGCGGGGAGUGUGUUGUUGCACUUUUGACCUUCCCCACGCCAGCACAGGGAGGCCAGUUGGAGACGGUGGGGCCCAGAGAUGCCAAGUGACUCAUCCAAAAGUCACACAGCAAAUCAACUCCAGAGCAGAUUCCUUGAGGCCCCAGCCAGGCUGCUUUUCCCUGGCAAGCACUCCUAGGCCAGGUCUCGAGCGGUGCCUGGACACUGCAGUUCAGGGCCUCCGGGAGCUCCUUGGAAUAAACUGGUGGGCCUGGAAGGAGGGGGCGUUGGGAGGCUGUAGGGACACCGGAGACAUCGCUUUGUAGCUGAAGCCUAUUGUUCACCCCACCCCAAAGCCAAAAGCCAAGGCAGCAGAUUCCCGCUCCGCCUUGCAGAGGGUCAGAGCUGACCCCAGAGGCCCAACCCUUGGCUUUGGAGGCCCCUUGGGGAGGCGGGGACUGGGUCCCCGGCAGGGAGCCUGACCGCAGAUGGGUAGAAGCCGCCGGCCCUGGGGAUGCUCUGGAGGAGGGAGGCCUCCAGCUGGGCCGGUGCCUGCAGCGCGGAGGAGGGCGGCGGACGGUUCACCGGGCGGCCAGCAGACUGGCUGCGUGUUGCAACGUCUGGUGGCGUUCGAAGCAUCCUGUUGGGCGCAGCCGGGCGAGGAGCGUGUGCGGCUGGAGGCCGCUGGCACCUCGCAUCCCUUCGGCAGCUCCGGGUUCAGCCGCAGGUCAGCGGCGCGCAUGACGUCACGAGUUUGUUUACCGCAGGAUCCCAGUGCGACCCUCCUCACCGCCAGCCAUGCCACCUCUGCACCCAGGACCCCAGCCUCAUCUCCAUAUCAACAUCAGCGAGCCCUCCCCGUUUACUUCCCAGCCUCGCCGCCCUACCUACCCCUUCCCCAUCGCCGGAUGGGACUCUGGCCCAACCCCUGCCCAGCACCGGCCCUGCCCUGCCCCUUCCGGGACCCGCCGGAACCCCCUCUCCAGGCAGGCGGCUCGCUGCCACCCUGUCAUGUGAGCCGCUGGCCUGUGCUCCUGCGCCCCAGCCGGCAGGCUGCAGCUCCCUGGCUGUCUGGGAGGGUGGACGCCGGCCGCUGUUAUUGGAAACCGCUUCCCAGCUAGGUGGGCAGCAGGUUUGCGUGCAGCCCCGCAGUCUGGCUCCCUGUUGCUGGACAGCGGCCCUGUGUACCUGUGGGGCUGGGCCACUUAGCAUGUCCCCUCUCCCUCUGCGCGGCCAAGUGCUCUGGAAGCUGAGGGAAGGGACCGGGCAAUUCAAGCAACUUUCUUUUCCUAGAUCCCUGGAGCUUGCCCCAGCCCACCUGCCCAGGAGCGGGAGGCUGUGCUGCUCAAGGCCGUGCUGCAGCCCUUCCUGCAUGCUCUUGAAUCCCCCUCCUCCCAUCCACCCAACACCCAGCCCCAGACCCGGCAACCCCUAACCGGCCCCUCCACUGCCGUGGUUCCCACUGGUCCCAAACUCCAUUCCAGCGGCAGCUACUUGGCCCAGAAGCCCAGGCAGAGGCAGUUAUUUCUCCACUCUUAACCCUCCCCAAAAGCACCCCUAUCUCCCCCAGGGUCCAAUUCCAGGUCCCACUGUGGCUGGAGUCUCCCACUCAACUCUGCCACACGGGAUUCCUUGCCCACCACACCAAGCUCAUUCCCACCCCAGGGCCUUUGAGCUGCUGUCCUGCCUGCCUCUGCCCUCAGACAUCUGCAUGACUCCCUGCUUCACUUCCUCAGGUCUCUGCUGAAAUGUCACCUCGUGCCAGAGGUCCCCUCCCCUACCUGAAGGCCACCCGUGCCCACCGCCUCCACCACACCCCCAAAACUUUGUGCUCCUCCCGUGCACUUUCCGCCACCUCUGCUUAUUAUAUAGUCCACUGUU
Chinchilla lanigera (long-tailed chinchilla) is the source of this 14832-nucleotide messenger RNA. RefSeq lists its product as uncharacterized. NCBI's taxonomy places the organism in Eukaryota, Metazoa, Chordata, Mammalia, Rodentia, Chinchillidae. The record is from RefSeq and is a predicted model, not a curated record. Bases 13466 to 14386 code for a protein of 306 amino acids. The transcript is spliced from 2 exons.